Aureococcus anophagefferens is the source of this 988-nucleotide messenger RNA. RefSeq names its product expressed protein. The transcript has 4 exons. Lineage: Eukaryota; Pelagophyceae; Pelagomonadales; Pelagomonadaceae. The record is from RefSeq and is a predicted model, not a curated record. Bases 66 to 704 code for a protein of 212 amino acids.
GGGCGCUCAAGCCACUGCUACGCCCUAAGCCGUGGGAGCUAAUAUAUGAUUCUGCCUGCGAUGGUAUGUGCCUCAGCGCGCUUUAUGCAAAUGCCGGCGCUGCCAAAAGUAGCCAGGCUCAACUUAUAGUCUGUCGUGAUGACCAUGGACAUGUCGCUGGAGCGUUCCUCGACGAGCCCAUCCGCAACGUCGGUAAUUACUUUGGCACAGGUGAAUGUUUUGUCUUCACUGUUGCUGGAAAGAGCGGACCGGCGGCGGCCGAGGCUGACGUCUUGCCUGAUCCGGACAUGGCCAUCUACCGUUGGGUGGGCCCGACUGAAUCUAUUCCCGCAAGCGCUCUUGCCUCGACGCGUGGAGAUCUAAUAUCCGAGCCACGACCUUUCGUUAACGAUAUGUUUGUGUACACAACUCACGAAGUUCUCGGAUUUGGCUCGGGUGGUGGCGGCUUCGCAUUGCGACUUGAUGAGGCCAUCGAAAGAGCUGAAGAAGAGUGCAUAAGAAAAGAUGACUCCAGUGCAGCGAGACAAAUUCGGCGAGAGAACCUGCCUGAGCUCUACACUUCCGCGAUGGAAUUUGUCCGCAGCGUCUUGGAGAGAAGGCGAAUCGGCCCCAUUCACGGUCGUGUUCUGAAGCAUACUGCCCUAGCGUACUACCCUCAGCUAGUUUUGCGCUCCAGGACUCGGACUCGGGGCCCGCGCGAGUGAAGCUCGUGAUAUGCGAGGUUCGGCUGUCCAGGGUGCCAAAGUUGCACCCCACGUAGCGGCGCGCACGCCGUGGUACUGCACCUGUUCAGGUUCAUACUCAUGCUCGUGCGCGGAGAGCGAGGGCGGUAAAAGGGGCUGCAGGUUCAUACUCAUGCUCGUGCGCGGAGAGCGAGGGCGGUAAAAGGGGCUGCUGUCCAUUCUCGGCGAGCACACUGGAACUUACGACCCACGAGGUUAUCCCAAAUGGGAUGUCAGGAUGAUAGAUAAAAACUGAAUUACAUAUU